AUGAAUAUAAUUACUGAACUCACUGAAUCUAUUACUGAAUUAACAACAAAAACAACAGAAAAUUAUCAUCAAAAACCAGAAGAAGAAGAAAAAAAAGAAAACAACCUUGAUAAAGAAAAUAAUAAUUGGACAGAUAAUAAUAUUAACCAAAGUUAUUAUCAAAUCUUUCAAUACGAUUUCUCUCAAUCUCUCACUUCUCUUUAUUCAACCAAACAAUUAUUUAAUCAAACUGUUUGGGAAAGUUUAAGAAAUAAUGGUAAUAUAAAAAAAGAGAAUGAGUUAUCUUAUAUUCCAAAUGGUUUAGAGGAUAAUUUUUUUAAAGCUGCUAAAUGGUCACCCGAUGGAUCAUGUAUAUUAACAUCUUCCAAUGAUAAUAUAUUAAGAGUAUUUGAUUUAAAUUCGAAUGUGUUCGAAGUGAGUGAAGAACUUGAUUUAAAUCCUUCACUUAGUAUUCAUUCCGGAGAAACAAUAUAUGAAUUUUGUUGGUAUCCAUUGAUGUCAAAUCCUGCGACUUGUUGUUUUCUCUCAUCCAGUCGGGAUCAUCCAAUUCACCUGUGGGACGCGUUCACGGGAAAGAGUAGAUGUUCUUUCACUAUAAUCAAUCAUCGUGAUCAAGUUGUAGGACCCAAUUCAUUAUCAUUUAAUUUAGAUGGUUCCAAGAAUAUGAUUAAAAUGUACGAUUCCAAUCGACCCGGUUAUGAUGGAAUCGAAUGUCCCACAACUACCACAAGAAAGAGUAGAGAUGGUCAAAAAGGCAUUAUAUCUUGUCUUGCAUUUAAUCCAGAUUUUUCAGGUUUAUAUGCAGCUGGUUCAUAUUCUCAAACAAUUGGGCUAUAUGAUGAGAGUAACAAUAAAUUGUUAUAUCUUUUGCGUGGUUCAAAAAGUGAACCAAUAGGUAGUGUUACUCAGGUUUUAUUUUCCCCUGAUGGAAAUUACUUAUUCUCUGCAUCAAGAAGAGAUAACCAUAUUAGAUGUUGGGAUAUUCGAAAUUCUGGAGAGAUAUUAUAUAAUCUGUAUAGACAAGGAGAUACAAAUCAGAGAAUGUCAUUUGACAUUGAUAAUACUGGUAGAUAUUUGAUUACAGGUGAUCAGUAUGGAAAAAUAAUGAUUUAUGAUUUAAAUCACGAUAUUGAAAAUAAUGAAAAUGAAAUUUCAAAAUUAGUUGUUUUAGAAAUUAUUGGUCAUGAUGAUAAUUCUCUUAAAAUUUGGAAAGCAGAGGGAAAAUAUGAAUGGAAUUAUUAUAAUGUAGAAGAAAAUAUUACAUUCGUUUCAGACAUUCCAAUUAAUAUUGGAUCAUUGGAUCUUAAGGAAGGAGAUAAGAAGGAAUACCAACAACAACGACAAGUAAAUUCGUCUCUUUAUAUCGCUAGACCUACUUUUGGUCUAAUAGAUUUUGGAUUGAAACAGACUUUAGGUACCGGAACAUUUGGACGAGUGUUUCUUACGAAGUUUAAACAUACAGAAUCUUAUUAUGCUAUGAAAGUUUUAAAAAAAUCCGAAGUCGUUCGACUUAAACAAGUUGAACAUAUUAAUUCGGAGAAAUUAAUUUUAACAGGACGAUUCACUAACGAUAUGACCCGUUUUUAUACAGCAGAAAUCGUACUCGCGAUCGAGUAUUUGCAUUCUAAAGAUAUCAUCUAUCGCGAUCUUAAACCUGAAAAUCUAUUAUUAGAUUCAAGAGGUCAUAUAAAAAUUACCGAUUUUGGAUUUGCAAAAAAGAUCGAAGAUCGAACUUGGACAUUAUGUGGUACUCCGGAAUAUUUAGCUCCGGAAAUAAUUAAAAGUAAUGGACAUGGAAAACCAGUAGAUUGGUGGGCAUUAGGGAUUCUAAUAUUUGAAAUGUUAGCAGGUUAUCCCCCAUUUUUUGAUGACAAUCCUUUCGGUAUCUAUGAAAAGAUUCUUGCCGGAAAGAUACAAUUUCCUCCUCAUUUCGAUUCAAAUGCCAAAGAUCUCAUUAAACGUCUUUUAACGGCUGACCGUUCCAAACGAUUAGGAAAUCUUAGAGGAGGUAGUGAAGAUGUUAAAAAACAUAAAUGGUUUCGAGGAGUUGAUUGGCAAGGUUUACAUGAUAGACGUAUACAAGCACCAAUUAUCCCACCUUAUCAGCAUCCAGGAGAUACUGGUAAUUUCGAAAAAUAUCCCGAGCCAACUGAUGAUGAUAAUAAAUUGGGAAUAACCGGAGAUCCAUAUCGACAUUUAUCUUUUCAACUUUUUCAAUUAAAAUUAAUGUCAUAA
Messenger RNA from Diversispora eburnea, 2235 nucleotides. The record is from the annotation of a GenBank genome assembly. NCBI's taxonomy places the organism in Eukaryota, Fungi, Glomeromycota, Glomeromycetes, Diversisporales, Diversisporaceae.